GAGGCAGUUGAAAUAUCACAGGUCACAUUUACGAGUGAACAUCGAUCUCAUUGACUUUAUUUAUAUUUCAUAGAAUAGUAUUGAGUUAUUUAACCUCUGAAACUUUGAAUACUUGAAGAAAAAACAAAAUUAGCUCUCAUUGGAGCUAAUUUUGAAUUUAGGACAAAAAUACCGGGUAAACAAGACCACGUGACCGUGGCAUGUCUGGCGCUUCUGACAAGGAGGGGACUCCAGCGAAAAUCGACUCUAUGAUCAAAACAAACAGGAUCCCACAUUAAAGUUGUUCAGUUCAGUGAUACGAGCGUUCAGUCACGUUCACACAAUUUUCUCCUGAAAGAAAGUGUCUUAUAUUUCCCGAAAUUCUUAAUUCAGGGUGUAGAAGAUCAAGGAGAACAGUGAAAUGUAAAUAGUAGAUUUGUGAACAUGUAACUCAGUAGUUGAAGUGAUCGUGUCAUUACAAAUUUGCGAUGUCAGUGUAAUUUCCGAUAACGUCCUGAUAGUGUUUUAUAUUCCCAGGGAUUAUGUCCCAGAGGGAAUCAGUUAUUCAUCUAGUCGCUGGGGGCGUUGGAGGCACCGUCGGCGCCAUAGUCACCUGCCCCCUGGAGGUGGUCAAGACCCGUCAGCAAUCCUCCCAGAACUGCUUCCGUUUCAUCGGAGAACUGCCUCCCAUAGCCCAGGACCCGGUUCCCGGAAACAAGACAACAUGCCGCACCCUCCCCAGCCCGAACGGGAACAGCGGCGGCUACCAGAGGCGUAGGUUCUGGACCACCGCCCCUCAUUGUCGUCCUCAAGUUGUGGCUCUUUCAGGUUACGCGCCACCGCAGCCGACGCACGUGCCCUCUAUCGCGCAAUGCAUUAAACUCAUCGUCCAGCACGAGGGACCAAUGGCGCUCUUCAAAGGCCUUGGUCCGAACUUGGUAGGCGUGGCCCCAUCACGUGCCAUAUAUUUUGCCACCUACUCCCAAUCGAAACAGCUCUGGAACAAGGUCCUCCCACCCGAUUCUCCAAUCGUCCAUGUUUGCUCAGCCUCCUGCGCUGGCUUCAUGGCAAGCACACUAACUAAUCCCAUAUGGUUUGUGAAGACGAGGCUUCAGCUGGACCUGAACAAGCAUAGUAACAUAACUGCCUUUGAGUGUGUACGCAGGAUAUACGCCAAAUCGGGUAUUCUGGGAUUCUACAAAGGCAUAACCGCUUCUUACGUGGGAAUUUCAGAAACUGUAAUCCACUUUGUGAUAUACGAAGCCAUCAAGGCCGAGCUGAUAAAACAUAGGACGACAGGCCUGGAUGAAAGGUGUUCCAAAGACUUUUUCGAAUUUAUGAUUGCCGGAGCGAUCUCAAAAACUGUAGCCUCAUGCAUAGCUUAUCCACACGAGGUAGCUAGAACAAGAUUAAGGGAGGAAGGUAACAAAUACACGGGAUUCUGGCAAACUGUGGGGCUGGUCUUCAAGGAAGAAGGCUUAAGAGGAGUGUACAGGGGACUCACAACCCAACUAGUCAGGCAGAUACCUAACACUGCUAUCAUGAUGGCUACUUAUGAGGCUGUUGUAUAUAUUUUAACUGCUAGGUUCGGAACAGAUUUUUAUGAUAAGGAUGACGAUUGAGUUUUGAUACAGCUGUAGCAGGAAUGGCACGCAACUGUAUCGGAUGAACAAAGAAUUUUUUUUUCAAACAAGAAAGUAGUCACAUUUUCAAAUAUACUGCUUUGGUGAUAUUCAUAAUACAUAAUUAGAUCAUUCAUUUCGAUCGAGAAAUAGAUAAGGUGUACUUUGGGUUUAUUAUUUUAACUAAUAUGAAAUAUGGCCGUUUUUGUUUUUUAUUUGAAGGAAAGUGAGAUAUAACGAAUUUCUGUGGCUUCGACAUGAUUAAUAGUCACAGUUUAAGGCUUAGUGAUCAAACAUAUAUUAAAGUUCCUUAGAUAUGAUGUAAGGAUAUAUGAAAAAAAAAUCUUAUAUACUUGUUUGUUUUAACACUUGGAAUCAGCAGCACUCAAUAGUAAUUGUUAAAUUCCUGUUCAUAAAUCAGUUUAUAGUCGUCUAGUUUGUUACAUUCCCUCAUGCUAAACUUUUUCCGACCAUUUUAGGAAUCUGCUGAAAAUUGAUAGUAGAUGCAACAGAUAUGAUAAAAUAUAAGUUCAAAUUUGAAGAGAACUCUAGGUCUAAUGUGAUAAGUAUUUGUAUAUGUUGUAAAUUAAUUAUUUUUUAGUAUAUAUUGAAUGUUUUCAUUGAUAUUCUGUUAUUUAAGUGUCAAAUAUAUGUUGGGAUUAUUGUUUUCUAAUUGAAAAUUUCUAUGAUUUACAUUUGUUUGAAAAUGAUAGUAAGUUUGCUUAUACUGCAGGAUUUCUUCGUUGAUUUUUGAUAAUCUUUUGAUCUUUUCCUGUUUGUUUUUCUUUGAAAUGUAUAUUUUUGUUCGAUAGAUAUGUAUUAAAACGAAUCCUAUAAUAAACUUUGAAAUCGUU
Molecule: messenger RNA, 2455 nt
Organism: Harmonia axyridis
Lineage: Eukaryota; Metazoa; Arthropoda; Insecta; Coleoptera; Coccinellidae
Gene: Rim2
Product: solute carrier family 25 member 36-A
Exons: 4
Coding region: 522-1601 (359 amino acids)
Biological process (GO): mitochondrial transport; pyrimidine nucleotide import into mitochondrion
Cellular component (GO): mitochondrion; mitochondrial membrane
Molecular function (GO): pyrimidine nucleotide transmembrane transporter activity
Source: RefSeq, a predicted model, not a curated record